CUACAGCGUUCAGUGUAGUUAUUUAUGCGUCUGUGUAAAUUGUGUGUUUGAAUUAUGCAGUUUAUUUCCCAUUAAUGUCUUGGGUUACUUUUAUACACAAAGAGCUUUUUGUUAGACUAAACUGACGUUGGUUAAACUCAAUCUCCGACCUCGGUUUAUCUCAAGCGCUGUUCAACACGACUAAGACAGCUGGGUUUGGCGGCUAAAGUUAAGCUAAGCGAAACUAAGCUAAGCUAAGCUAAACUUAGCUAGCUAGCUAACUGAAAAUAGAAUAAAAGUUACCCAUAAUGCUUUGCGCCUAGCUGUAUUUUAUAGCUGCUAUACGGUUGAAGUCGUCCUUCAGCUCAAACUAAACUCAAACCGGGCUUUGUUUAAACAUGAAUUUAAAUUGUGACCCACUGUAGAGCUGCUUCUUCUUCUGCUACUACUACUUCCUGAGGAACCAGUGUGAACAUCAUCAUCAUCAUCAUGGUUUCGUAAUUAUGCAUAACUGUGAUCUUGUUUUCACGAGGAUGUCUUCAGAAAAUCUCUGACAAUCAAAUGGAUGCAUUUUUGGGAACUCUUCAGGCUCAUGAUGUCAGCUCCGUCCUGACGUCCUGUGAGCCUGAGCUCCAGGAGCUCAUGAGGCAGAUCGACAUCAUGGUGAAUCACAAACGCAGCGAGUGGGAGGCAGACGUACGAGCCUUGGAGCUGCGACUGCAUAAUGGUCAGGAAGAGCUCCAGUCAGCCAAAGAUCUGCUGGACAAGAGGAACUUGGAGGUUCGAGUGCUUGGGAAGCAGCUCAAUGAAAUGCAGGCUGGGAAACAGGAACUGGUAGCAAAGUAUGAAGGGCAGCUACAGCAAGUGAAAGAGGAGUUGUCCAGGUUGAAGCGCAGCUAUGAGAAACUUCAGCGCAAGCAGCUCAAGGAGGCGCGAGAAGGAGCUCGAAGCCGUGAGGAGGACAAGAGUGACGUUUUGCACCUGAACAGCAAGCUGGAGGAGUUCCGUCAGCGCUCAGCGGAGUGGGAGCAGCAGCGGUUGCAGUAUCAGAGGCAGAUUGCUUCAUUAGAGGCCCAGAGGAAGACCCUGGCAGACCAGUUCACUCAAAUGCAGUGUCAGGGUACAGCGCGGCUGCAGGAGCAGGGAGAGAUGCAGCGGUUGCGGGCUCAGCUGCAGCGGGCGCAAGACUCCCUACAUGCACAAGAGCUAGAGCUGGAGAGAUUACGACUGCUGCAGGAUGAACUGGGAGACUCUCGCAGAGAACAGCAGGUCAGCUGCGGUGCUGCAGCUCACGCUUCAUGCCAGGUAAUGAGUGAGGAGCGGGAGGAGCUGAGGGCUACACUAGAUGCUCAGGAUCAAUUUGUGAGGACCUCAGAGCUGCAGCAACAGCAGCUGCGCAGUGAGGUGGCUCGCCUUAACCAGGCGCUGCAGGCCAAGGAACAUGUCAUCAGAUCUCUGGAGGAGUGUCUGGCCUCUCGAAGUUCUCCAGGCCUGGUGUCUAUUAGACAGGAACUGGAGAAAGUAGUCACCAAGCUUCGCUGUUCUCAAACCUGUGAGGCACACCUGAAAGCUGAGGUCACCCGGCUCCGAGAAAAGCUCGAAAGCAUGCGGAGACAGAAAGCAGAAGCAAGUAAAAGAGAGCAGGAAUGGAGAAAGCUGGAAGAGGAGCUCGUUAACUCUGUGACUGAAGUCAAGCGGCUACGUGAGGAGCUUCAGCAGGCUGAGCAGACUCGUUGUGCUGAGGUGGAGGCAAUGAGGAAAGAGGUGUCGCAGCUUACGAGUGAACUCCACCAGCGUGACAUCACUAUUGCCACGCUUACAGGCUCCGCCUCCAGCGUAGAGCGCCAGUUGCGGGCCGAGGUAGAGCGGGCAGAGCGGCGAGCCGCAGAACUCAAGAUGACACAAGUACAGCUGGAAACACUAAAGCUGGAAAAUCAGCACCUGAAUGACCUGCUGGAGAGAGUUGAGUCACAGUCCCCAAAGAAGACAGAUGGGGAACUGGCGAGUUUGAGGGACAGCUAUGUAUCCUCUCUGAACAGUCUGGAGCAAGAGAAUCAACAGCUUAGGCAGGAUCUGGCAGAGAUUCGUGCCCGUAUGGAGGCUAGCAACCAGACCUGGCAGGACAAAUACAAGAGAGCACUGGUGCAGAGCCACAGCAAGAACGCGUACACCCAUGACAGGUGUGAAGAAGAACUGAAGGCCAUGAAGAGUCGCUUGCAGGAGAGCUCCUUGCACUAUGAGCAUCAGAUCCAGACACUCCUCAAACAGCUGAAGGAUCUGCAGUCCUCCUCCUCCCCACACCGACCCAAUGGCCAAACUCAGGGGAGCAGACCUGCCGUCUCACCAACACCCUCCUCUUCCACUUCCAGAUCCUCAUCUUCCUCAGCCAGCAAAACCCAAAAGAUAAUGGCUCUGCUGAGCAUUGCAGCUGAAGAGGAGCGAGCACAUGGCUUGGGUUCUACUGAAGACCCACUGCCUUUGGAGCAUUGUGCAGGUUCUCCAGCAGGCUCUGUGACUUCUUGUUUUGUAGAAGAAGAGACACAGCGUUCUCAGGAGCUGCUACAGCGACUGGACUUCCACAUCCAUAGCAUGAAGCAGGAGAAUGCCAAGACUAUCCGCAAGUACCUCGGCAAAGACAGCAGCCCCCACAACCCACACUGACUGCACACACACAAACGCAAGAAGUGCCUUUUAAGAUUCAGCUAAGGAUUCUAUUUGUAUUCAGUGGCUUGGAGGUGAACAUCAUUGUCAGUAAAUAAGAUUAUUGCCAAAAAAAAGAAAGAGAGAGAAGAAAUAGUCAAACUGAUCAAGACCACAUUUUGACUGCUGGAUGUUUGGUAACUUGUCACACAGCACUGCAGCUUACAAUCCCUCUGUAGCCUUUGCACUUGUGAAUGACCUGGACGUGGACCUCCGUUAUGACCUUGAAGCUCUGACCACUGAUUUACCAGGUUUCGUGUCCUGACUGUAGUCUGUCCUUUUAUUAUUUAGCACUUUAGAAUGAUGUUUUCCAUGUCUUGCUCCUUUUCUUUGUUCACUUUUUAUCCUCUCUCUCUCUGUGUGUGAGUGUUUUGAGAUAUGGGUCUAUAUUCUAAAUUGACAGAUUUAUGAAACGUUUUUUUAAAUUUCUGAUUUAGUGAAGAGACUGUUAGAGUGACUGGAUUAAAUGAGUUUGUUUUGACAGCGUGUUUAUAGGAGUGGAUGUGUUUUUGUGGAUGAUUCAUCCUCUACAUCACUGCAUGCUUUCGGGAGAAAGCGGUCUGCACAUGAACUAUUACAUGUGUUCUCAGGACCACAUCAUUGGGCAGUGCUGUAAAGCAGAAAUGUCCAACUGAUGUCAAAUACACACACCCGCACAUGCUGCUGUCUGAGUCAUUCUGAGCACCACAGGGUGUCCGAGGGGAAAAAACUGCAUUUCACAAUAACUACUGUAACUAGUAUUCAUUGUGCAGCAUGUGAGUUACUAGUGGUCCACCAGAGGAAGAACUUAGAAAUGGCUAAAUAAAAGCUUUUAUUUAUAGAA
Neoarius graeffei (lesser salmon catfish) is the source of this 3502-nucleotide messenger RNA. It is a transcript of the gene cep63, whose product is annotated as centrosomal protein 63. Gene Ontology annotation, biological process: de novo centriole assembly involved in multi-ciliated epithelial cell differentiation; centriole replication. The transcript is spliced from 15 exons. The record is from RefSeq and is a predicted model, not a curated record. NCBI's taxonomy places the organism in Eukaryota, Metazoa, Chordata, Actinopteri, Siluriformes, Ariidae. The coding region runs from base 541 to 2640 and encodes 699 amino acids. Gene Ontology annotation, cellular component: centriole.